CCGAGAGGCGGGUGCCUGCCGGGAAAAGGCGCGGCCCGGCGCGCCGGGAAUCGAAAGCGAAAGCGGCGGGGAGCGGAGCCGUCGGUGCGGCGAUGGCGGGGCAGCGGCCGGGCGCCUUCCCGCUGCUGGUGCGCGGGGACUGGGGCUCCGCCGAGCCGCCGCCCGCCCUGAGGAAGAAGCUGCUCUGCUACUUCCAGAGCCAGAAGCGCUCGGGAGGCGGCGAGUGCGAGCUGCGGGCCGGCACCGACGCCGACACCGGGACCGGCCACCUCCUCGUCUGCUUCGCCAGCCCCGAGGUGAAGCAACGAGUUCUUCAGAAACAGCCUCAUGAGUUGCAUUUGGAAGGAAAAGGCAUAGUGAAGUUGACUGUCACAGAGCCAGAAAGCACACUAGCUACUGAGGAGGAGACACCUGAAGAAAAACUAGCUCCCACAAAGGCUCUGGAUGCCAUGAGCAAGCUUCAAACAAAAGAGAGUUUUGCUCCAAGUGGUGAACUCGAGGAAGACGCUGGCUGUGCAGAGACCUCACCUUCAGUGGUGUUUGAAAACUUAGAAAAAUGCAGUCCAAACUGCUUACGUUUGCUGUUGGAGAACAUCAGCGGCCUGACUGUAGAUGAGGACUUCACUGUGGAAGUGAUACCUGAAAUAAAUGUUGCUGUAGCUACCUUUAUAAAAAGUAUUGAUACUGAAGAAUUUGUGAAAAAAUGUUUACAGCACAAGAGAGUCAGAGAAUUCAAAAUGACUGCCAGGGUUCUUGAACUGACACGGAGCAUCAAGGCCGAAAACCUGCCGGACAGCCUUUCCCCAGAUUACCUCACAGUUUACUUUGAGAGUGUGCGGAAUGGAGGGGGGCCUGUGUCAGAUGUCCAGCACUUCCCUGAGGAGAACUCGGCCAUCAUUGCUUUCUGUGAUCCCAAAGAUGUAAACACGGUCUUGGAAAAGCAGCAUUUGCUGGAACAGACGCUGAUUUCUGUGCAUCCCUAUUACCAGUCCCUGGGAACAGCUCUCUAUGGAGGAGAAAGACCAACUAUCAGGAUGCCAGACCCCGUUGGGGUGCCACUAGACCCGUAUGUCUGGCAGUUUUUACAAAGGCACGAUAACCUGAUCCGAGGCAUAAACCAGGAAAUGGCAGUUUGCCAUUGUGAGCUCAAGUGGCCCCAGGCAGACCAUGCAAACCCCAAAGUCACAUUGUGCCCAUCAUCAUCUCUCUCCGAGCAGAACAAGACAAUGAUUAAGCUGAUCAAGACGUGGAAGCAAGAUGCUUCUACUGAGUUCUCACGUAUCAUGGCACGUUACACAGCUAUAAAAUGUAAAGUAAACUCAGCAGAUUGGGGAGAUGUGAGAAACAGGUUGUUGGAAGAUGUUUCUAUGAUGGUAACUGAUGUUUCUGAGGACGUGGUGGUGAUGGCAGGCAGCAGAGCAGCAGUGGAGAGGGCAGAGAAGGAAGUGAGGGAAUGCAUGGAAAAGGCCAUGAAGCAAAGUGAAAGGGAAAAACAAAGCAUAGAAAUUUCUGUGCCAGUGACCCCAGGGAAGUAUGCUGUGCUGCACAAUGCUGGGUUAGAAGAGAAUAUUCACAAGGAAUAUCCGUGCCUCAAGAUCUUUUAUGAUGACAGAAAAAAGGCUGUUCAGUUGUGUGGAUUGCCUGCGGAAGUCUAUAAAAUCAAAGCUGACUUACUGGAAAAGGUGUUGAGUAUGCCUUGUGCAUCAGUGUCCAUUGAACCCCUUGUUUUCCACUAUCUACAGGGUUUAGAUAAUAAAAAGACAUCAGAUACGUUAUUCCUUCAGAAAAAAAUUAAUAGCUUUUAUGAACUUGAGGAGGAUACUGUGCUGCUGUACGGAGAUACUCGCAGAGAUCUUUUAGAAGCAGAAAAGCAAAUAAAAACCGGCUUAGAAUCCAAGUGCAUCAAUGUGGAGGACGGUGAGGUCAUUAAAAAAGAGCAGUGGAAGAAACUUCUUGUCUCCUUGCACAAGACAUACAGUUCUUCCCAGGAAAUGGUAAUCACUGAGCAGUCUGUUGGAAAACAAAAUAAAGUGAUGAUUGCUGGCUUUUCUAAGGCUGUCAGAGAGGUUUAUCAGAAGCUUAAUGAUUUUAUAGAUAAAAACACGCUUGUGGAAGAAACAAUCCCAGCAAAUUCAGUGGUGGUAGAGUUCAUAGAGAAGGAGAAAUCUGAUUCUUAUUGUGACUUGAGGAAGAAAGGUGUGACAGUACGUUAUGACAUCAAGACACCAUGUAUUUCCCUGAGGGGACCAAGAGCAGAAGUGCCAGAAGCAGUAAAGAUGUUUGAAAACCUUGUCUCAUCCCUUUACUCAAAAAAUGUGCUAAUUGAUAAGCCAGGAGCCAAAGAGUUCUUCAUUGAGAGAAAAGAUUCAUGUGUUUUUGAGGCAAAGCAGAAAUUUAGCUGUUUCAUUAGGAUCAAGGAAGAAGAAGAAAAACAACAACAAUGGGAGGGUGAUAAAGCGAAAAGAAAGCUCUACUACAAAACAAGACUGCCACAUGGCAUUGUAGUAGCAGUGUAUAAAGGUGACUUGAGUGAUUAUCCUGUUGAUGUUGUGGUGAAUGCAUCUAAUGAAGACCUAAAGCACAUUGGUGGCCUUGCUGAGGCACUGUCAAGAGCUGCUGGUCCAGCACUGCAAGAAGAGUGCGAUGAGCGGGUGAGGAUGAUCGGGCGUUUCCAGCCCGGGAGCGCAGUUCUCACAGGCGCUGGGAAUCUCCCCUGCAAGAAUGUCAUUCAUGCUGUUGGGCCCAGGUGGAGGAAGGAGGACCCAGAAAAGUGUAUAUGGUUGUUAAAAAAGGCAGUGAAGAAAAGUCUAGAACUAGCUGAAACAUACAAUUGUUGUUCCAUAGCUCUGCCUGCUAUAAGCGGAGGCAUUUUUGGCUUUCCACUGCAGACAUGUGCAGAAUCAAUUGCAUCCGCCAUCAAGGAGACCUUGGAAGGAUCCAUGGGGGACAGCAGCUUGAAGGAGGUUCACCUUGUGGAUAAUGCAGAAGGAACCAUUCAGGUUCUAAGUGAGACAGUAAAAGAAGUGUUUUCAGGUAAAUCAUCUUCCCCAAAACCACAUGUGGAAAGCUAUAAGCUGAGAAAAAGGCAGAAGGAGAAGACAAAAGAGGAUGUGAAGAUGGUUACAACCAAUGAAGGACUUUGCAUCCAUGUAGAGGAGAAAAACGUUCAGGAAGCCACGACGGAUGUUGUUGUCAACAGCGUUGGCCCAGAUCUGCAGUUUGGUGUGGGGCCUCUUUGCAAAGCCUUGCUGGAAAGAGCUGGACCAGCACUCCAAGUAGAGUUUGACAAAGAAAAACAAAGUCAGGCUUCUGGUCCAGGGAGUGUGGUCUGCACCAGCGGACAUGCUCUGGCCUGCAGCUCCGUGUUUCAUGCCAUACUACCCGGGUGGAAUGGAGGACAGACAGAGAAGGUCCUAGAAGAUGUAAUCAAUUUCUGCUUGAAGAAAGCUGAGAAACUUAAACUGAAAUCAAUCUCUUUCCCAGCUAUUGGGACUGGUGGAUUUGGAUUUCCUAAAAGCCUUGUUUCUAAGUUAAUGUUUGAUGUGGUGUUUGAGUUCAGUCGAAGUCACACUGUGAAGAAUCUCCAGGAAGUUCAUUUUCUCUUGCAUCCAAAAGACAUUGAUAGCAUUCAGGCUUUUAACACUGAACUAGAACAUAGGAUAGCUGCAAGUGGCAGUGCUGCAGCACCACAGCCAAGUUUCACUAGCCCUGUUUCUACUGAAGUAUUGGGAGUUUAUGAAAUGAAGAUUGGUUCCAUCGCACUCCAAGUACUUAGUGGAGAUAUUACCAAGGAAGAUACAGAGGUUAUUGUGAACAUAGCAAAUUCGUCAUUUGAUGCCAGAACAGGGGUCUUCAAAGCCAUUAUGGAUGCUGCUGGUUGCCAGGUGGUAGACGAAUGUGCUCAAUAUGCUGGGCAGCAUCAAAGUGGCUUUAUUACCACACAGGGUGGAAAUCUGUUAUGCAGUAAAAUCAUUCACUUGAUUUCCAAUAACGACGUGAAGGGUCAGGUCUCCAAAGUGCUUAAGGAGUGUGAGCAAAAGAUGUACAACUCUGUUGCCUUCCCAGCUAUUGGAACAGGUCGAGCAGGACAGAGUCCAGCAAAGGUGGCUGAUGAAAUGUUGGAUGCCAUAGUGGAGUUUGCAAGCGAAAAAUCAGUACAGCAUUUGCAGACAAUUAAAAUCGUCAUCUUCCAGACAAAUAUGCUGAAGGACUUUUAUGAAAGCAUGAAGAAAAGAGAAGAUGUGGAUUCAUCCACAGCAGAGUCCUGGUCUUCUAUAGUUAAAUCCUUCCUUUGGGGCAAUAAGCAAUCUACCGAGAAGAAAAAGCCCGUGAUUUUGGAGAAGAAAGUCAAUUUAGUCACGUUUCAAAUUUGUGGAGAAAGCCAAGAAAAUGUGGAUGCAGCUGAGUCCUGGAUAAAGGAUUUAAUUUUAAAGGAACAGAGUGAAACAACUAUUUCAAAUGAGCUAAUUGAAAGUUUUGAUGAGAGGCAAAUUGCUGCUUUGGCAGAGCUCCAGAGAAGGAAGCAUGUCACCAUUCAGCUUGACAAUAAACUUUCUCCCCCAGAAAUUACUAUUUCUGGUAUUAGCAGGGAUGUCUGUUUUGUUUUGGUAGAAGUUCAACAAAUGAUCCAAAAAAUGAAGGAUGCUGAAGAAGAACAAUUCAAGGCAGACCUUCUUUCUAAGCUGGUAGAAUGGAGGUAUCUAGGAAGCAAUGAUACCUUUGUUGCUUUCGAUAAAUGGACAAAUAUGCAGCUGGAGGAUGCCAAACGAGCUAAAAAACCAUAUCUUAAUGUCAAAAUUAACAAGAAGAACUACAAGGUGGAUCUGAAUACUCUACAGGCUUGUGAUAACCAAGGAAAAACUAUAAACAUUCAGCGUGUGUCAAGGAAUGAAGAGCUCCCUAAGGAGUGGGAAGACAUGCAAGAUGAAGACGUCAGAGUGGUAAAUCUCAAUCCAUCGCAUCCGAAUUAUAAAGCAGUUGAGAAGAGGUUUAGGACAACCUGUGCCAACUUUACCAUAGAGAAGAUUGAAAGAGUACAAAAUCCCUCCCUCUGGCAGCCAUACCAAUUAAGAAAAAAAUCUCUCUGUAAAAAGAACAAAAGGGAAAAUAAUGAGAAGUUUCUAUUUCAUGGGACAACUGCAUCCUCGCUGAGCAAGAUCAACCACUGUGGAUUUAAUCGCGGGUUUGCUGGAAAGAAUGCUGCAGCCUUUGGAAAUGGAACCUACUUUGCUGCUAAUGCGAGUUAUUCUGCUCAGGAUCGGUAUUCCGUUCCGGAUUCGAAUGGCAAAAAACACAUGUACUUGGCUCGGGUCCUCACUGGGCAGUACUGUGCUGGGACUGCUGGACUAGUCACUCCACCACCAAAGAACCCAGCCGACCCUACUGACCUGUAUGACAGCGUGGUUGAUAAUGUGUCUAAUCCAACAAUAUUUGUCGUUUUUAAUGACAUUCAGGCAUAUCCGGAAUACCUUAUUACUUUCAAACAAUAGAAAACCUUAAUAGUCUGGAAAAUUUUAGUGCCUUUUUACAUAUGGGAAUUAACAUGGCAAUUCUUUAGUCUUAUGUUCAGGUUUCUUUAGGUAGUUAUUGAUCUAUCCAUGUGUUUAAAUGUCUUCAACAGGAGGAUCAACAUAAGCCAGUAUUUUAGGACAUGCUAUUUCAAUGCUCACAUUUCAAAUUCAGUUAUGUAGAGAUGUAGGCAAGAGCUGUGAGAACAGCUCCAACCUCUUCCUAUGCCCGGCAGAGGGCAAUGACAGGAGAGUGAACUGCUCUGCCUUACCUAUGGCCAGGAGUAAGUGUCGUAGGGUAGGUCAGUGUACCUACCUUGUUCCAGUAUUCACCAUAAAGUACCAAGUGCUUGGCUCCCUGUGAGGAUUUGUUCAAAAUGCUCCAUGCUGAGAGAUUCUUAAAGGUCUUUUGCAUCCUCAACAGUGCUGUGAUUCUAUGAUUUUAAUAACCUCACUCACCAGCAGAGUUUUCAGUCAUUCUCAGGAAUCCACUCACCCUUGAUGGUGCUAAAAGUCUGGAAGAAAAAAAAUUUCCAAUAUUUAACAUUCACUUUGCACUCAUUGUUUCACCCCCCCCCCCCGCCCUUACCCUGAUAUGGCAUACUUCAUUAUUCCCUAGGUAUAAAUUACUGGACGUUGAUAUUUAUACCAUAAUCAACAGGUAUUCAUACGUGUUUCUUAGGGGAAUUCUCCAUGGUACCCUGCAUUACCUACAUUGAGCUUCCAUAUACAAAAUCACUGCCUCUGCAAUUUUUAAGACUGUAAACAGGGACUUUUAAUUUAAUCUUAUCAGUGCUGAAACAUUAACCCUUCUGUAGAUCUAUUCCCCAAUUUGCAGGGAGUCAAUUAGAGGGGCAUAACUCAUCAUGUUUAAACAACUUGAAAUUUUUUUAAGUCCUCUAAAACAAGUAACUAAUGACAUUUGUACAUCUUUGCAUGCUGUGCAGUUAAUCAGGUGAUACUCUUAAAACUGCCAAUCAAAACCUGUAUGCAUGAGUUUUAAUAAAAGUGAUUUCA
This is a messenger RNA of Myiozetetes cayanensis, 6524 nucleotides long. Its product is annotated as protein mono-ADP-ribosyltransferase PARP14-like. Gene Ontology annotation, molecular function: transcription corepressor activity; NAD+ poly-ADP-ribosyltransferase activity. The record is from RefSeq and is a predicted model, not a curated record. Gene Ontology annotation, cellular component: nucleus; cytoplasm. NCBI's taxonomy places the organism in Eukaryota, Metazoa, Chordata, Aves, Passeriformes, Tyrannidae. Gene Ontology annotation, biological process: negative regulation of gene expression.